UCUAGCAAACCCCAGGAGAAUGGCGGGUCUUUUAGCAGACGUUCCACGGAUGGUGAUUGGGGGUAUAAUAAUAAGUGCUUUAUCAUUAAUUCUCCAUGUAAUAGGAUUUUCUACUACUUAUUGGUACAAACCAGAAGAUACCGGUCACUUUGGAUUAUGGAAGACAUGUGGUCAAGCACAAAAGGGAGUACCAGAAAUAUGUAUUGAUAAUGAAGAUUUUUCUGGUUCAUUACUCAACGACAAUUUCAAAGCCGCUAGAGCUCUGGAAUGCCUUGCCCUUGUGUCAUUUAUAGCAGCUUUGACUAGUGCUGUCCUAAAAAUAGUUGUACUGAAGGAAAAGGGAAUACUGAAUUUUGUUGCAGGCUUGGUCAAUCUGAUGGCAGGAGGACUUACAUUGAUUGGAUUAUGCGUCUUUGCAACAAUGCAACUUUUCGGCGGAGUUAAGCUGGAUUCGACCAAGUUUCAUUACUCUUUCGGUUUAUGUAUCGUGGGUGGUAUCGGAGGUUUGAUAUCUGGAAUUGUUUUCAUCAUAGCUUGGAGGAAAUAGCAAAUAUACUAUUUUGAAUGUUUUGUUAGUAUUUUAAACUGUAAAGAAAUCUUUGUUUAAAGAACAAAAUUUUGUAGUUUUUCAAUAACAUUUUUGUUUUGUAACUCAUUUCCAUUAUGCAUUUCAAUGAAAUGUCAUUAAAGCUAAUCAAAGA
Messenger RNA from Mytilus californianus (California mussel), 701 nucleotides. RefSeq lists its product as uncharacterized. The record is from RefSeq and is a predicted model, not a curated record. Gene Ontology annotation, cellular component: plasma membrane. The coding region runs from base 20 to 547 and encodes 175 amino acids. Lineage: Eukaryota; Metazoa; Mollusca; Bivalvia; Mytilida; Mytilidae. The transcript has 3 exons.